GGAGAUUCACUCCCAUGUUAGCCGAUGACAAACAAUUGGUUCAUAUGCCGACCUAGACAUUGUUCUCAGCAUCGUUUCAUCUAUUAAAGGCUUUACAAGCAAGAUUUCUAAUUUAGCGCUAACGAGUUUCACACAAGUAGGCGAAGAAACACUUCCAUAUGUGUGGAUAUUGUGUACUCAUUACAUCCAUAUAAGGAGUAAGGGACAUCAUAUCUUGCAAUGGGUGUACAUGUUUGUGGUUUUCGACUGUACGUUCGAGAAAAACAGUAGGCUACGAGGUUUCGAAGUCAUUAAAAACCGUUGUAGUAGUAGAAACUUACAUGCAAAAAAGAUGGUUGAAGUAUAUUUGGUUAUUGUUCAUUGCUACAAGCUACUAUUCGUGACAGGACAUAUGUGAUGAGGUUGUGUAAUUGUGGUCUUCGAAAUUAGUACUUCUCUAAUAAUAGACGUGAUCAUAAAAUUGUGGAUUUCUCAUGUUGUAACUGCCUAAUCUUUAAGAUUCGACUCGAGCAAGGAUGAAGCUUUCAUGAAAAAUUUCCAUCAAUUUCUGUCACAUGGAAACCCUGACACAAGUUAAUACCAAUGUACUGGCCUACUUAAUACUGUCCAAGUUAACCCGUUUUCAGUAAUCAUAAUAUAUCGAGAUGAAUUUCGAUUCGAUGUGAGGAGCACAGCCUGUUUCCACCUGCUUUAGACAGAUCGCUAACAAAGUUACUGAUAAUUCAAUGCAACCCAUCAAACUGGUCAAAUGGAAGUGAUCUGAGUUAUCCGUAUGUACUUCAGUCUCUACUAAUUCAACAGAGAUCAACGUAAUUUUGUUAGGGAACAUAACCCAAUAAUAUCCAUAACUUUGUAGCUCCACAUUAUGCCUGCUCUGUUGCAAUCGCAUUAGCUUCAAAAAUAAGUUAUCAUUCCUCUUGAAACCGAGUCUUAUUUAUUUAAGCACAUAGAUAAUGGUACAAAGGGGAAUCAGAUACAUAUGCGCCACAAAAGUCUCAUCUGAUUUGUGUGAGGGCUAUGAUACUGCCCGGGUGCCCGAACCGAAACAGGUAGUUUUCUUAGGGGGCCACAUCCCGAGCCUUUGACCUAAAGGUCUAUACCACAAGGCAGUGGAGCAACGUAAGGAGAUUCACUCCCAUGUUAGCCGGUGACCAACAAUUGUUUCAUAUGCCGUUUGUUCCUUCAGGAUACUGGAGCUCACAUGCAUUAUUGGUUUGGACUCAGGGUUUCCCAACUCCCUUAGGUGGAGCUUUCUUGUCCACUAACGCGGUUAAAGUGCCUGACAUUUGCUUUUCGUUCUCUCAAUUUCGUCAACAACACCCCCACCACGAGAAGGCAGUGAGUAGGACUUCCCUGGCAGUGGUUGUUUGCGCGUGGUCAUGUGAGAGCAUUUCGAGAGCGAGAGCUAACUCUCCCCAGUCUGUGCAGUAACAGGGCAUUUGGGGGCCUUACUUAUCUAUGCCAUGAGCGGUAUGUAAGAAACAAUUUUCCCCUUCAAUUUACAACUGAAAGCAUGUGUCUUGAACAUAAUCCAAGGUGCGAAGGAUGACUUUCAACCAUUAUACCAUAAGCUCAUAUACCGAUCCAGUUUAAUUAUUUAGAGCAAGAGAGUAGAAUCAUCAACCCAGCUCAAAGCUGGGUCAGUUACGUCCCUGUUAUCUGUGCUAUUUCUGGAUAAUUUUCAUAUGUUUAUAUAAUCAUGCAAACUAAGUCUUUUUAAGACGGAUUUUUCUCAACCAAUUUCUUAACAUAACUUAUUGGUGUCUUCUUUAGGUUCGUGUGAAUAAUCAUGUAAGUUUCCUCGAAGCUGCAGGUUUCGUUUAAGAUGGGGGAAAUGGUCUGUGGAUAUCAUAAAUAGAUGGAUCGUCCUAUUUUCAAGUUAAGCUAUCGGCUUGUUUUUCUUGUCUUAAUCACAUUCGGUAGCUGUUUGGAUUCAAAUUCACCCACCCCCUCAUGUCUAAGUAUGUCAGAACGAUCGAAAUGGAAUCGAUCUUUUCACUUUAACAACCAGGAGCUUCGUCUAAAGUUGGAAGUCACAAACCGAUCAUCCCAUUGGAUUGUUAACUACAUAUUUGAGAUAUUGGCACGUGAAAGACUUGGCUAUCAGUUUAUCGAAUUUGUCAAACAGGAUACGGAUCAUCCUAGACUAGCAAUUAGUAGAUUAGAUUGUAAAGAUUCUAACUGUUACAAAUUACCGGAUGUCCACAUAAAUCUUGAAUUAUGGCUGUCUUUGGGAACGAUAACUAGUUCUUGGGUUCCACAUAAUAGAGUGAUCGAUAAUGGACCAUUAGGUCCAACUAACCGAUGGGCUAUUUCUUCCAGGGAAGAGUUUAUGUCACAGGUUUCGGCAUUGACAGAGACACAGUCUUACUGUCGUUAUAAACAUGGACCAACUCAUUCUCAAAUUCCGUUAUCACAAACUGCAGUUCAAUCAGAAUGUGAUCUGGAUAUAUGCUAUGCUUCCGAAUUCCGCAAUGAGUUCAUCCGUUACUUUACUGGAUCGGAAAUUUUAUCUAAAGAGUUUGCACACUUUCCAAACUUACACUCUUCACCUCCUGUCAUGUCAAUCAUUAAUUGGUAUCCACAUGGGCUUGGCUCUUUUCCUUUACCUUCGGGACUACACUUUUUGGGGAAGAAAAACAAUUUAAACUCAACAGUAAUUAAAACUGCGCUUGAUAAGAUUUAUCACUGUAGUCGACAAUAUUCAGGCACUUUGUCCCACAUUCAGAAUUCAAAGAAGUCUUCAUUUUGCCAGUUUGAGUCACAACAAGCUACAAAAUUAUCAUGGGCCAAGCUAAAGAGCACUGUGCCUCUCAUUUAUCAAUUAAUUGACCGGAUGCAUUUUUCUCAGUCGGAGUAUGAAGACCUACUGAAAUCAGCUAACCACUUGGAUCCAAACUCUGGCCAGGAUCUACAGUCUCAAUAUAGAGAUAUUGCUUGCAAAUGGCUUCGCUUGUCUCCGACUCGUUGGGUUUCGUGGACCAAAGGUUGGAAUAAAAAGCUAAAUCUUACGGUUGCUGGACUUUUCGCUUUCUAUGGGAAAUGGGUAGUUUCGAAUUUAGACCAUGUUGCUGAACAAGCUAUUAAUUUUGUCAAUCAUAAUCCUGAUUACUUUAGCAAUACUGAAUAUGCAUUGACUCUGGACGUUCGUAAUCUUACCUGUUCUCAGGACGUUGUACUGAAUGAUUACUUUGAUUUACUGACAGCUUCAAAAAAUAGAAAGAUUAUUGGAGUGAUCGCUGCUCUGUGUUCGGAUUCAAUAGAACCAGUUGUUGAGGUAGCUAACAUGCGCCGCCAGAUUGUUGUUAGUCCAACCGUUGAAUCAGUCCGUUUUGCAAAACGUUAUCAGUAUCCGUACUUUUUUCGCACUGUUCCCUCAAUGACACAUGUGAGCUUAAUCUUGAUUAGAUUAUUCAGUAGUUGGGGUUGGCGUCGUGUUGCUGUGUUUCGUGAAGACGAUCAUUUCUUUGAUCCUUUGAUUUUUCAGUCGAAUGGUAUAGAUCUUAUUGCUGACUUUGUAAUGAAGGAAAAUCAACUCACAUACGUUACUGUACUUCAAGCUUUGAAACUUAUGAACGAUCGUACUAGUCGUAUCUUCAUGGUUGAAUAUUUUGCUAAAGGUACAGCCAUCAUAUUAUGUGCUGCAUAUCACUUAGGAAUGCACUUUGAUGCGGGUUAUGUCUGGUUUCUUAAUCCUUGGUUAUCAAGCAAUUGGUGGCAGGCACCUGAUGUGCAUCCCAGAGAAUGUACCCAUGAAGAAAUGCAUAACAUAACUUCGUGGACUUUCACGGUUGGACAUCAAUUAAUCAUGGAACCAUUGGCUCACAAAUUUAUGCCUUCUUCAUUUAGCGAUGGGAAUUUGUUUGCUUUUGACUCGUCAUCUCAUAAGCUACAAGGCACUAGUCGACGAUUCCGUCGGUAUUCAAAUCAGUAUGCACAAGAUUUGCGGAUUCGUAAAUUCAAGCAUCCAUUAUAUAAUGGUCAUUUUACAAAUAAUUAUGACGAUUCACCUUCAGAUUCCGAGUUACAACGUUCAGUUUUUAAUACGAAGAGUGAAGAUGUUGAGUAUGUUCAUUCUUCUCAUGAUUACGCAAUACAUACAUAUGAAUCUGUUAUUGUUCUAGCUGCAGCACUUAUUCACUUAUUACACCAAAAUCCAAGUGCUAUUUCUGUUUUUGAAUCAAUGUCAGUUGCGGAGGCGUAUCGUGAGUUAGUUUUUGAAACAGACUUUAGAUAUACUAUUUCUUCAAGAUUCAUUAUGGAUGAUUCCUUUGCAAACCCAGUUAUUUCAUUGGACACAGGUUUCCACUAUGUAUACCGGAAAGAUGAAAUUAAAUCGGCUUCUCAAUUACGAUUUAAUAAUUUAAACGAGCGUGUUGCUGAUUUUUGGCUUCUUAAACAACAUCAAAUCAAUAUCACUGUUCCCAUUGUAUUGUGGAGUUUAGACCAAGAGUUUGUAAGCGACGAUAAUUCUAUGCCUUUGAGUUCUUUAAUGGACGCAGCUGAUCUGACUAACUUAGCGGCUUCUGAACGUUUUGCCCAACUAAUGGGGGAACGCUGGAUUAACGAUGUGAAUUGGGGUAAUAACGAUGGACCACCAGAUGAUGGAUCAGAACAUGACGAUGACUGUGUGUUUGGAUUUGUAAGCAGAAUUUUCGGUGUGAAUUGUACUGGUUCUACCGUGAUCGCUACUAUUUCGAUAGUGGUUUUUGUAACAGUACUAUGUUUUAUCCUGUUUAUUGUUUACUAUCGGCGCAAACUAAAGAAAACACAAUUAAAAAUUCGUCAACCAUAUGAAAACCUUUGUAAUGAGCUAAAAGACAUUGAUAUUCCACCUGCCGACAUAGUUUUGAAUCGUCGUGUCGGUCAAGGAGCAUUCGGUAUGGUGUAUGGCGGUGAAGCGAAACGUAAUGGGCGUUGGGAAGCUGUAGCUGUCAAAGUGAUUGGUAACAAAGCUACUUACGAAGGGAAAACAGAUUUCCUUUCGGAAGCAAAACUAAUGAGAAGUCUAGACCAUCGAAAUGUUGUCCGUUUAGUUGGUAUCUGUUUGUAUCCGAAAGAAAAUCAUCUUUAUCUAAUCAUGGAAUUUAUGCUAAAUGGUGAUUUGAAGACGUAUCUUCUAUCUCGACGUGUUUUGGCUCAACAAGUGCCUGAUCAUGACGGUGUUUGUCCAGCUACACUGACUGGUAUGGCAAUCGAUAUUGCUGAGGGUUUGGCUUACUUACACAGGAAAAAUUUGAUCCAUCGUGACAUUGCCUGUCGUAAUUGUCUUGUUGGUUCUGAUGGGAUUGUAAAAAUUGGAGAUUUUGGUCUUACUCGUGAAAUGAAUAGUAGUGAGAACGAAGGUUAUUAUCGCUUUACUCGUAACUGUGAACUCCCCAUUCGUUGGAUGUCUCCUGAAGCUGUCCAGUUUGGUGUAUUCAGUGUUCAUUCUGAUAUUUGGUCAUAUGGAAUAGUAUUAUAUGAAAUUAUAACUUUUGGAGUGUUCCCGUAUGAUGGUUUAGGUGAUGUUGAAGUUGUGGAGCGUGUAAAACGUAAAGAUUUUAGCAUAAUCGAAUUUUUGCCUUUAGCAGCAAGAAACACUACUAUCUCCCGAUUAAUAUAUCAAUGUUGUCAGCAUCAAUGGCAACAUCGUCCGGCUUCACUUGAUCAAAUUAUAGCUAUUUUACGAAAAAAUCCCGAUUGUGUCCGCCCGUUUCUUACAAAUGAACCACCGAAACCAAACAGUACCAUUGAUGCCCUUCGUUUUCAACCUGGUGCUGGUGCAUGUAUCAUGUCGAAAAAUACUCUUGCUUCUGGUGAUCCGUCUCCAAGUAACCCAGUUACUUGUAACACUACCUCUGAUGGCAUUCAUGGUUAUCCAAUAAGUUCUAGUAUUCGAGGUGUUCUCAGUGCAACAGGUAGUUUGGGUGGUUCCGGAAAGUCCCCGUUGGGUCAUCAUUCAUCGGAUUCAUUUUCAGAGAACCUUAGUACAUCUGCAUUUCUAUCAUUUUUAUCAGAAGCUCCUUUGCAAAACUUAGGUCGACGUCGUCAUAAGACUGCUGAUGGUUCGACGACAACCUGUCGGUACCAUGGUAUUCGUCGGGGUACCAGUUCUUCUUCCUGUGGCCAUACGUUUCGUAGUUCAGAACACAGUUCUGGUGAUCGUUCAACCACCGAAGACCAACCACAUCUUGCCAGUGAAAUUUUGAGAUUCCCUAAUUGUCAGAAGCUUGAUUCUUUCAGUCCUAAAUCAACCAUCUCAUUUGAAGAAAGGAGAUUAAAAAACUACUCUAAAACAAGACAUGGUAAACCAAGUCCAAUCAGAAAAAUAUUUAGCAAACAAACUAGUAUAGGGGACGAGCAUAUGGAAUUAGUUUUGCCAAAAAAUCCAACCGAUUAUCGUUAUGUUCAUGAUUCGCUUAAUCAAUCUUUCGUCACACCUAUAAGCUAUCCCCAGGAUGAAUCAAAGACCAGAACUUCCCAAGGAGAAAUCGUAUAUGAAUGCGAGGAUUUUCAAAAUGUUCAACAAGAUAACAGUUUAGCGUUUCUACCUUGAUAGUGUUCGAACUUCUGUCAGUCACUCUGUUUCACAACAUACUUGUCCACAGUUUUCUACGUCAUGUCUAUUCAUUUUCAGUCCAAAUGCUUCAGAUAAUCAAAGAUCUAUUCCUUUGUCUAUUGCUAUCUCCUAAUGAUAAAUAUUGGAGCCAAAUCUAAAUGAACAAAACUACUGAAUAUCAGCCUGUCACAUGUCUCUAAAGCUGUUUGCUUAAACACAGCCCAGGAAAAAACUGGCUUCAGUUGCCAUAUUUUUCAUGUUUUGGAGAUAGAACAACCUAUUGCCAAUUAUUUUCAUGGUGUACCUAUCACAAAUAUAAAGGAAACACUCGUAAAUCAGAACUAUUUCUACUUUAAUAGUCUGUUAACUUGUUAUACUCGUUUAUUUGUAAUUUCCCGGUUUCAGAUAUCCUAUUUCACCGCUACCUCAGUUUAUGAACAUGUGUAUUUUAACUCUACAAUAUUAUUCGUUUGAAAUUUCAUUUACGAAUAUUGAGUACGUAUUAUGUUAAUGAAUUUUUCAAAAAUGUGAAUGAAAUAAUUUUUUAUGAUCCAGGAAAAUGAUUUAUAUUAAAUAUUCAAAAAUCUAAUGGUAUAUAUUUGGUCUUGCUUCCGAAGAUACUUUCAUUAUUCGCCUUUCGUUAAAAUCAUACUUGUAAGGGUUACGCACCUCAUACUAUAUGUAGUGUUGAAACUUCAUUAUCAGUUAUCUUUCGUUUUUGUAACUUUCAUUUUUUGGUAAUAACAAUAAUUUUAUUUCAUCUGUGUAAAUUUUAUUCAACAAUGUCGAGAAAUUUUAUUUUUUCCUGUAAAUCUGUUUUUGAGUUUAGAUGUACUAUAUUGAUCCAACUAUGUGUAAUGGGUAGUAAUUUCCUUUGUCAAAUCAAACAUAGAUUGUAUAUAGUUGGUUUAUUUUAUUAUAGUCAAUAUUUCUUAUCUUACAGAAUGAGAAAUCCUUUUAUAUAAUUUUCUUGUAUAUUAUUCUCUGAGCUUCUUUUUAAAAAUUGGUCAAUAAUUGGCCUUAUUCGUAAUGACACUCCUUUUUUUACCGCGAUUUCUAUGCCCUUUUUUGUAUUUUCAGUAACUGUACCAAAUAAACUUAUCAAAUUUAUGAUACCUCCUAAAGAUCUCAUUCAAUUCAUAUUAGUUUCAUUUAAUUUGAGUUUUUUUUAAAUAAAAAAACGUAUCCAUAACUCGUCAUACAUGUAGCCUUACUUCACAGUUCUAAACUGCGUUGUUAUUUCAAAUCUUUCGAACACCAGAUUUCUACUAUCUGAUGUACCCGAUGAAUGGUUUGGUGAGUAACCUAUAACCUAAAUUAAUUAUGGUAAGAAUAUUUCCGCUUCGGUAAUUAAAAUGUUUUAGUUAUACUCAACUUCUCGGUAGAAAAUUUCAAUGAGUCGUCGGUCCGGUGAAAUAUUUAGAUUUAUUGUCUUUGGGACUUUCAUCCGUCCCCUGAAAGCUUUCGUCAAUUUAACUAAUACCAUAAUGAAACUUUACCAAUC
This is a messenger RNA of Schistosoma rodhaini, 8045 nucleotides long. The record is from the annotation of a GenBank genome assembly. Lineage: Eukaryota; Metazoa; Platyhelminthes; Trematoda; Strigeidida; Schistosomatidae.